This is a messenger RNA of Glycine soja, 3541 nucleotides long. RefSeq names its product putative disease resistance protein RGA3. The transcript is spliced from 2 exons. Gene Ontology annotation, molecular function: ADP binding. Bases 193 to 3213 code for a protein of 1006 amino acids. NCBI's taxonomy places the organism in Eukaryota, Viridiplantae, Streptophyta, Magnoliopsida, Fabales, Fabaceae. Gene Ontology annotation, biological process: defense response to other organism. The record is from RefSeq and is a predicted model, not a curated record.
AUAGUGUGUUUGCUUUUACUCUCCUUUCCAAAUACAAGACGCCAACACACUUAUAAACGGAUACGGCUCCUUAGAGCUCCCAGAUUAUUCCAAUAUUGCUUUCUUAUUAAGCAACUCUUUGACAUCUUAAUCUUCUUCUUCCUUGUUACUUCACACAAUCCCUCUUCCAUUUCGAUCUUGCAGUGUUACAAUAUGGCUGAGUUUACCCUUGAAGCCGUGCUUAGGAAUUUGAACACACUUGUUCAAAAGGAGUUGCCACUAUUUCUGGGUUUUGAUAAAGACUUAGAAAGGCUUGCCACCUUGUUCACUACAAUCAAGGCUGCGCUUGAAGAUGCUGAAGAGAAACAAUUCUCAGACAGAGCUAUGAAAGAUUGGCUGGGAAAGCUAAAAGAUGCAGCACUCAUCCUGGAUGACAUCAUUGAUGAGUGUGCCUAUGAAGGAUUGGCGUUGGAGAACCAGCGGGUCAAGUCUGGUCCAUCAGAUAAGGUACAAGGCUCUUGCUUAUCCUCUUUUAAUCCCAAGCGUGUUGUUUUCCGUUACAAAAUUGCUACAAAAAUGAAAGGGAUAAAUGAGAGAUUAAUUGAAAUUGCUGAAGAAAGGAAAAAGUUUCAUUUGACUGAGCUGGUUCGUGAGAGAAGAAGUGAAGUCAUUCAGUUGCGCCAAACUGGCUCUUCCAUCACUGAAACACAAGUCUUUGGAAGAGAAGAAGAUAAGAAUAAAAUUUUAGACUUUUUAAUUGGUGAUGCUACUCAUUCAGAGGAGUUAUCCGUCUAUCCAAUAGCUGGUGUAGGUGGACUUGGAAAAACAACAGUUGCCCAACUCAUCUUCAAUCAUGAGAGAGUAGUCAACCACUUUGAGUUAAGAAUGUGGGUAUGUGUUUCAGAAUAUUUUAGUUUGAAGAGAGUGACAAAAGCUAUCAUCGAAGCAGCUGGCCAUACCUGUCAGGAUUUGGAUCUAGAGUCACAGCAAAGAAGACUUCAUGAUCUGCUUCAAAGAAAAAGAUAUUUGCUUGUUUUGGAUGACGUGUGGGAUGAUAAUCAAGAGAAUUGGCAGAGGCUGAAAUCUGCACUAGCUUGUGGGGCAAAAGGCGCUUCCCUUUUAGUUACUACUCGCCUUUUGAAGGUUGUGGCAAUCAUGGGGACAUUGCCUCCUCAUGAAUUAUCGGUCCUGUCCGACAAUGAUUGUUGGGAAUUGUUUAAACACCAAGCCUUUGGACCAAAUGAGGAAGAACAUGUGGAGCUCGAGGACAUAGGGAAAGAGAUGGUAAAGAAGUGUCGGGGAAUGCCUCUUGCUGCAAAAGCACUAGGAGGUCUUUUACGCUUCAAGAGGAACAAAAAUGAGUGGCUCAAUGUUAAGGAAAACAACCUUUUGGAGUUAUCACACAACGAGAACUCCAUAAUUCCUGUCCUGAGAUUGAGUUACUUAAACUUACCAAUUGAGCACAAACAAUGUUUUGCUUAUUGCGCAAUAUUUCCCAAAGAUGAAAGCAUAGGGAAGCAAUAUUUAAUUGAACUUUGGAUGGCUAAUGGGUUCAUUUCAUCUAAUGAAAGAUUAGAUGUUGAAGAUGUCGGUGAUCAAGUUUGGAAUGAAUUAUAUCAAAGAUCUUUUUUUCAGGAUAUUGAGACAGAUGAAUUUGGCAAAGUUACAAGUUUCAAGAUGCAUGACCUUGUUCACGAUCUAGCACAGUCUAUUGCAGAAGAUGUUUGUUGCAUUGCAGAAGACAAUCGAGUAACUACUUUGCCUGAAAGAAUACACCAUCUCUUAGAUCAUAGGUCCAUGUGGAAUGUAUAUGGGGAAUCCAAAAAUUCAGUGUUGCUGCAUCCAGUCAAAUCUUUGAGAACCUAUAUAUUGCCAGAUCACUAUGGUGACCAACUUUCUCCUCAUCCUGAUGUGUUGAAAUGUCUUUCUUUGCGGGUCCUUGAUUUUUUAAAGCAAGAAACAUUGUCAUCUUCAAUAGGUCUUUUAAAACAUCUAAGGUACUUGAAUCUUUCUGGGGGUGGCUUCGAAACUCUGCCAGAAUCCCUGUGUAAAUUAUGGAAUUUGCAGAUAUUGAAAUUAGAUCGUUGCAAUCGUCUCAAAAUGUUGCCUGAAAGCUUGGUAUGCUUAAAAGCUCUACGACAGUUAUCUUUCAAUGAUUGCCAAGAACUAUCAAGCUUGCCUCCUCAGAUAGGAAUGUUGACUUCCCUAAGGAUCUUGACCAAGUUCUUUGUUGAAAAAGAAAAAGGGUUUCGUAUGGAAGAAUUGGGACCUCUGAAGCUUAAAGGGGAUCUUGACAUCAAACAUCUAGGAAAUGUAAAAAGUGUAAUAGAUGCCAAAGAAGCCAAUAUGUCAAGUAAGCAAUUGAAUAAGUUGCGAUUGUCAUGGGACAAAAAUGAAGACCUUAAAUUACAAGAAAAUGUUGAGGAGAUUCUUGAAGUGCUCCAACCUGAUACCCAACAACUUUGGAGAUUAGAUGUGGAAGAAUAUAAAGGUGUCCAUUUUCCAGGAUGGAUGUCUAGUCCUUCUCUUAAGUAUUUAACCCUUUUAAAUCUGCUGAAUUGCGAAAACUGUUUCCAACUUCCUCCAUUGGGAAAACUUCCUUCUCUAAAGAUUCUAGGAAUAAUGAAGAAUAAUCAUGUAGAAUACCUCUACGAGGAGUCCUAUAAUGGGGAAGUAGUUUUCGGAGCCCUAGAAGUUCUGACCAUACGUCAUUUGCCAAACUUUAAAAGGUUGUCAAGGGAGGAUGGGAAAAGCAUGUUUCCCCGCAUUUCCAUUCUUGAAAUUGAUGAAUGUCCUGAAUUCCUCGGAGAUGAAGUAUUGCUGAAAGGGUUGGACUCUCUCUCGGUAUUCAAUUGUGAUAAGUUCAAUGUGUCGGCAGGUUUUCAACACCUUUGGAAAUUGUGGAUUUCCAAUUGCAGAGAUGUGGGAGAUUUGCAUGCUUUAAAAGAUAUGACUUCCCUCAAGGUGUUAAGAUUGAGGAAUCUUCCAAAGCUAGAAUCAUUUCCCAACUGCUUUGGAAACCUUCCCUUGCUUUGCGAAUUGAGUAUUUUUUUUUGUUCCAAGUUGUCGUGUCUUCCAACAAGCCUAAGCCUCAUCAAUCUGCAACACUUGACUAUUUUUGGUUGCCAUCCUGACUUAGAGAAGCGAUGUGAGAAGGAAACCGGGGAGGACUGGUCAAAAAUAGCUCAUGUUCCCUAUAUUUCAGUGGGAAGUAAACACUAUAGUCCUGAUUGAGGGGAUUACUGAAGUACCGGUUAUGAGACUAAAUAUAAGACCUCAAUAUCAUUGCAAAUAAAUAUAAGCAUUUAGCAAGCGAAGAUGAAGGGGAAGAUGCUAACCAACAAGUUGCUUGAGGACUGACUCUGAGCAAGUGCCAUGUUUCUCCCAACAAAAAACCUGUUUGAGAACUGACUCUGUUGUAGAAAUAGCUGUUGGAGAAUUUCCAAUGAAAAUCACCUCGAUUUAAUCUCAACCAUAAGCUCCUCUUUCCCUCUUCCUUUCUUCCAUGUCUCUGAAUUUCUAAGUUAGAGGCUUAAUAAAAACUUGCAAGUUUCAUUGUCUU